Messenger RNA from Oryza sativa Japonica Group (Japanese rice), 1898 nucleotides. The record is from RefSeq and is a predicted model, not a curated record. Lineage: Eukaryota; Viridiplantae; Streptophyta; Magnoliopsida; Poales; Poaceae.
GUACAACAGAUGCUCAAUGAUUCAUAGCUGUGGCUGUGACGAUCCGACACCUGCACGCUAGUACGUAGUGCGUAUACGUAGCCAGUACCCUACUCCCGUCCAUGGCGCCGCCGCGAGCCAACUCCGGCGACGGUAACGACGGCGCCGUCGGAGGGCAGAGCAAGCUCUCGCCGUCGGGCCUGCUGAUACGCGAGAUUCCGGGCGGCUACGGCGUGCCCUUCCUCUCGCCGCUGCGCGACCGCCUCGACUACUAUUACUUCCAGGGCGCCGACGAGUUCUUCCGCUCACGCGUCGCCCGCCACGGCGGCGCCACCGUGCUCCGCGUCAACAUGCCGCCCGGCCCCUUCCUCGCCGGCGACCCCCGCGUCGUCGCCCUCCUCGACGCGCGCAGCUUCCGCGUCCUCCUCGACGACUCCAUGGUGGACAAGGCCGACACGCUCGACGGCACCUUCAUGCCGUCGCUCGCGCUCUUCGGCGGCCACCGCCCGCUCGCCUUCCUCGACGCCGCCGACCCUCGCCACGCCAAGAUCAAGCGCGUCGUGAUGUCGCUCGCCGCGGCGAGGAUGCACCACGUCGCGCCGGCGUUCCGCGCCGCCUUCGCCGCCAUGUUCGACGAGGUCGACGCCGGCCUCGUCGCCGGCGGCCCCGUCGAGUUCAACAAGCUCAACAUGCGGUACAUGCUCGACUUCACCUGCGCCGCGCUGUUCGGCGGCGCGCCGCCGAGCAAGGCCAUGGGCGACGCUGCCGUGACGAAGGCGGUGAAGUGGCUCAUCUUCCAGCUUCACCCGCUCGCCAGCAAGGUCGUCAAGCCGUGGCCGCUGGAGGACCUCCUCCUCCACACCUUCCGCCUGCCGCCGUUCCUGGUGCGCCGCGAGUACGGCGAGAUCACGGCGUACUUCGCCGCCGCCGCCGCGGCCAUCCUCGACGACGCCGAGAAGAACCACCCGGGAAUCCCGCGCGACGAGCUCCUCCACAACCUCGUGUUCGUCGCCGUCUUCAACGCCUACGGCGGCUUCAAGAUCUUCCUGCCACACAUCGUCAAGUGGCUCGCCCGCGCCGGCCCGGAGCUCCACGCCAAGCUAGCCUCCGAGGUCCGCGCCGCCGCGCCCGCCGGCGGCGGCGAGAUCACCAUCUCCGCCGUGGAGAAGGAGAUGCCGCUGGUGAAGUCGGUGGUGUGGGAGGCGCUGCGCAUGAACCCGCCGGUGGAGUUCCAGUACGGGCGCGCGCGGCGCGACAUGGUCGUCGAGAGCCACGACGCGGCGUACGAGGUCCGCAAGGGGGAGCUGCUGUUCGGGUACCAGCCGCUCGCCACCCGCGACGAGAAGGUGUUCGACCGCGCCGGCGAGUUCGUCCCCGACCGGUUCGUCUCCGGCGCCGGAAGCGCCGCCCGGCCGCUGCUGGAGCACGUGGUGUGGUCGAACGGGCCGGAGACCGGGACGCCAUCGGAGGGGAACAAGCAGUGCCCCGGGAAGGACAUGGUGGUGGCGGUGGGGCGGCUGAUGGUGGCGGGGCUGUUCCGGCGGUACGACACGUUCGCCGCCGACGUGGAGGAGCUGCCGCUUGAGCCGGUGGUCACGUUCACGUCGCUGACCCGCGCCGCCGACGGCGACGGCGCCGCGCGGCGCGGAGUAUAAUAGUGUCAAGCGGCGGCGCGCGUGAGCGGCGAGUGUUGGUGCGGCGACGACGCUGUCCAUGCAUGGUCGCUGUCAGUUGGUCAGAUUUGCAUGGAUUUCUUUUUUCUUUGACCUAAAAAAAUUGGGAAAAAGGUGUACUUUCGCGUGCUUGUGGGGGCAGGUUCUUAAGUAUAGGGAUUCGGUUUGUCAUUGUGUGAAGUUCAAUACGAUGUUUGAAGUUGAAUAAAAUUAUGUGCGUUCCUCGUGGUUUUUCUUUUUGGAUUA